AAAAUACCAUAACCCUAAGCGAAGCAUAAACCUGAUUCAGUUGGAAGCCCCAAGAACUAGGUCUACUUGUUAUUUGUGAAGCCCUUGUAUACUAACCACACUUGAAAGCAAGGCUAACUAGGUGUUUGGGGUGGUGGUUCUAGGUCAGAUCAGGGGCGGGAGAUGGUUAUAACCUGGUUUCAGGCUGGUGGUGGAGAAACGAGGAGGAAACCAGAAGAGUUUCGAAUUGCCAACUCUGCGUCACCUCAAACGGAGGACAACAUGACCUGCGGGCGGCUUCUUGUUCUCUACCUGGCCGCGGUGCUGGGGCCGCAGCCGCCUCUCGUAGACGGCCACCAGAAGGCACUAGAGACGCACAAGGUGAGCGUCGGGCGCUUCUUUAUCCUGAAGUGUAGCCCGGGUCAUACCAAUGUGACAUGGAAAAGAGGGGGGGGCAACUCGAGCCUGCCUGCCGGGGUGGAGGUUAAAGAUGCGGAGCUGUGGUUUCUCCCUGUGGUCCAGGCCCAUGAUGGAAAAUACAUCUGUCACAACAGAAAGGAGAGGCUGUAUGAGGUGCGGGUGUCUAACGAGCUGUGCCCAGCUGCGGUCGAGUCCAAACGAAUGAAACAAGGGCCUCUUCACUGCAAACUGGAUCUCCCCCGAGGCACGUCUCGUACGGCCCCUGUGGAGUGGCUUAAGGAGUGUGUGCCUGUCAAUCUGGCUGGUGGAAACCUGGAGGUGACACAGAAGGGGGACCUUAGGUUCCUGAGGGACUCAGGAACAAACGCUGGCCUCUACACCUGCCUGCUGCACAUGUCUCUGGGAGGCAACAACUACACCGCUGCCCGCUCCCUCAACCUCACCCUCGGCAACACAACUUUCCUGUAUAAACCCAUGUUGGUGUAUCCGAAGGUGGAGACAAAGGAGAUAGUGGAUAUAGGCAAGUAUUCUUUUCAUCCAGGAUUGAUCAAAGAUCCAGGAUUAACAGCGGUCUCCACACCGGUAGGUUCCAGAAAGGAGCUGCGCUGUAAGGCCUACCUGGGCACCAGAGACGAUGGUACUAACAUGUACUGGACCAUCAACGGACACCAUUUCAACACAUCUCCACAUCUCCACUAUUCCCAGAAAUAUGCAGAGGAGGAUGGUGCUGUCUAUGGCAUGUCAUCCUUGGUCAUCUCUUCGGUGGUCCCUGAGCUGCUCGACAUCCCAAUCAGCUGUCAUCUCCUCAACCCUGCAGGACAGGGGCAGGGAACCUUUCGGCUUCACAAAGCGGACCACCGCGGUCUCUAUGUGUGUGUGCUGGCCCCCCUGACCGUGUGUCUGCUGGGGAUAGCAUUGGCUCUGGGGAUGCUCUUCAGGAUGGAGCUGGUGUUGGCCUACAGGAGGUUGAAACGGCUGUUCAUAUCCCUGGAGGUCUCAGAUGGUAUGCUGUACGACGCCUACGUGAGCUAUCAGUACGGCGGUGAGGGUCGUUCGUCCGAGGUCGUGACCUUUGCCCUCAAGGUCCUGCCCGAGGUUCUGGAGAAGGGGCACGGCUUCAGCCUCUUCAUCCGAGGACGGGACGACUCUCCCGGAGAAGCGCUGCAUGAUGUCAUCGCCGAGGCAGUGAGCAAGAGCCGGCGACUGGUGCUCAUUCUGUCCGGGCAGGGAGACUCUGAAACAUCACCCGUCCACCCCAGCUCAUCACAACUGGCCUACGAGCACAGCGUGGGCCUGUACGAUGCCUUGACCCAAAGAGGACUCCGGGUCAUCCUGGUGGAAAUAGAUGGUCCUGUGGACUACACGGCCCUCCCCGAGUCCGUGCGAUACAUCAAGAGAACACAGGGCGCGCUGAGGUGGCCAGGGGCCUCGCCGAGGUACCAUGUGUGCACCAAGUUAUCCGCAAACAGCACCUUCUGGAAGAGCAUGAGGUACCACAUGCCCCCGGCCCCCCAAGUCCGGCCCUCGCACAGUUUUGAGACCAGCAGCUCUGAAACCAAAGACAUGGUCGUCGGUUACAAAAAGAGUUCUCUUAUUCUCUAUGAAACGUGCUGACACAGAUGGUGGCUAUAGGAACAAUGAUAACAACAACUGUUAUUGAUGACAAAUUCAGCUUGGAAACCAAUGCAGAUGCUUCUCCAAAAGCGUCAUUGAAUCAUUUGUAACUUUAUUCCAACCAGCAAGUAGGCGGGAGACUUUCAGAAAGUACAAAACAGGGUUCUGUAACUCGAACCAGCUUUGCAACUGUGUGACACAAACCAGCGUAGCUCGGGCGGGUGUGCGGCAUGAGUGGUUGAUGUUUUGGGAGUGUGUUGAUAGUUAGAAUCUUGUAGAUGAACAGAGGUACGUGCUUAAAGGGGACAUAUUAUGAGAACAACCCUUUUCCUGGGGUUUGGGGUGUUGUUUAGGGAUUUUUAGAGUGUGAUGCAUUUCUGAAAGUACCCGACCUACAGUUACCAAACGAGCGAGUCAGUUUCGGCGCACCCUCCUACAUAGGAAGGGGGCACAUUCGAAUAUUACCUCCCACUUCCCUGCUCCCCUCCAAUCAGAGCAUAGCUAAGAUUUUGUGGAACAGCGGACGAGUAUCUCCGGCGGGGGGAACUCGGCGGCACCUCAGCUCCGGGAGUGCAAUCCCUUUCUCUGCCGGACUGCCGCCGAGCUCCCCCAACCGGAGCUGCCGGACUGCCGCCGAAGCAUCGGCGGCAGUCCGGAGGAGGAGACAUGGAGGAGAAAAUGACCUAGGUACUCCCGGAGCUGAGCUGCCGGACUGCCGCCGAAGCUUCGGCCACAGCCGGACGGCUUCGACGGCGGCCGGACUGCCGCCCAAGCUUUGGCGAAAAAGGCCCUAUUUUAGAAAACACUGUUGUUGCACUGUAUCAGAUCUCCUGUCGGUGCCUUUAUGUUUUGUAUUGUUGUUGUGCAAUUAAGUUUGGGACCCUGGCUACAAAACAAUUUCCCUUUUAGGGACAAUAAACUUGAACGCCGGAAUGGUAUGGUUUA
Messenger RNA from Gadus macrocephalus (Pacific cod), 2958 nucleotides. RefSeq names its product interleukin-1 receptor type 1 (gene il1rl2). Bases 163 to 2013 code for a protein of 616 amino acids. The record is from RefSeq and is a predicted model, not a curated record. The transcript has 13 exons. Gene Ontology annotation, biological process: signal transduction. Lineage: Eukaryota; Metazoa; Chordata; Actinopteri; Gadiformes; Gadidae.